Messenger RNA from Euleptes europaea (tarantolino), 1632 nucleotides. Its product is annotated as zinc finger protein 165-like. The record is from RefSeq and is a predicted model, not a curated record. NCBI's taxonomy places the organism in Eukaryota, Metazoa, Chordata, Lepidosauria, Squamata, Sphaerodactylidae. Gene Ontology annotation, molecular function: DNA-binding transcription factor activity, RNA polymerase II-specific; RNA polymerase II cis-regulatory region sequence-specific DNA binding. Gene Ontology annotation, biological process: regulation of transcription by RNA polymerase II. The transcript has 3 exons. The coding region runs from base 1 to 1632 and encodes 543 amino acids.
AUGAAAAUGGAGGAGCGAGACUCUUGUGCACAAGAAGAGGGCACAGACGGGACAGGAGAAGCCCCUCAGACCCUCCAAGAUGUAGCGGGAAGCAAACCCAGGGUGGCCUUGGAAGAAGACAGAAAACCCACGGAAGCGAUACAGUUGGGGGGUCCCGUGGGGUCCCUCAGAAAGGUGCAGGUGAAAGAGGAACCAGAAGAAGGCACGGCCCGUCGCUGGGAAGCCCAGUGGCAGGAGUUCCUGAAGGCGGUGGAGCCCCCUCCCUCGAGGCUGGCCUUCCCUCAGGGUCCAGAGGAGCCUGCUCCGUGGGGUGAUGCCAAGGCCUUCCUGGCCUCCUUUGAGCAAGUGGCCGAAGCCUGCAGGUGGCCCAGGGAGGAGUGGGCGGCUCACCUCCAGCCAGCUCUCAGCGGAGAAGCCGAGGUGGCCUUUCACAAGCUGGAGCCCAGAGACAGGGAGCAUUACGGGAAGGUGAAGACAGCCAUUUUGCGAGGAGACGCCAUCAGCAGGGAGAGGCAUCGGCAGCACUUCCGGCGUCUCUGCUAUGGGGAGGCCGAGGGACCCAGAGCCCUUUACAGCCAGCUGCAGGCGCUUUGCUGUCGGUGGCUGAAAGUUGAGAGGCACACCAAGGAGCAGAUCCUCGAGCUGCUGAUCCUCGAGCAGUUCCUCGCUGUCCUGCCCGCGGAGAUCCAGAGUUGGGUGCGGGAACGUGGUCCGGAGACGUGCUCUCAGGCUGUUGCCCUGGUGGAGGAUUUCCUUCUGAGGCGGCAGGAGGCAGAAAGAGAAAAAAGCCAGGUGGUGCUGGAGCAGGUGGUGGAGCAGUUCUCUGAGGCGGCGUGUCCUCCAUCGCAUUUUGAGCAGCGGCAGCUGUACCCAGAGACCAAGCAGGAAGGUGAUGGGGAGGAGACAAGCCUGCUGGGCGAAGGGUGGAUGACCAUACCUGAGAGGGAGGAUUAUGCGCCAGAAGACUCUGAGCAAGUGGGGCCAUGUGGGGUGUCGCUGUGGAAAGCAGAAGAAAUUGUGGCCCACUGUUGUGAGCCGGAAAACCCCUCAGUGAGUCCAGAGAGACUUAAAGUUACCCAGCGAGCCCAACUGUGCCGUGAAACAGACAGAUCCGAUCCUUAUGGGGGAGAUUACAAAACGCUCAUUAUAACCACAGUCCAUUCAGGAAUUGACACUGCUGGUAAGAAACGAAAAGCCGGCAAAGCUUAUGCGAAAAGUUUCAGUCAGAAUUCCAGUGUCCUUAAGAGCCACCGUGCUGGAGGCAAAGCCCACAAAUGUUUGGCUUGUGGGAAAUGCUUUCUCUCCAGCUCAAAGCUUAUAAUUCACCAGAGGACUCACACUGGAGAGAAGCCAUACGAAUGCUCAGACUGUGGGAAAACGUUCCGCUCCAGUUCGGUGCUUUACCGUCACCAGAGAAUCCACACUGGAGAGAAGCCUCACGAAUGUCCGGUUUGCGGAAGGAGAUUCAGCAGCAAUUCCAAUCUGAAUCGGCAUCAGAGAAUCCACACAGGGGAGAAGCCGUAUGAAUGUUCAAACUGUGGUAAAAGCUUUAUUCAGAGAGCGAACCUGAACAAACAUCACAAAAUCCACAUCGGGGAUGGGAAAAGCGGGGAAAGUUUCAGCUUGAGCUGA